Messenger RNA from Salvia splendens (bonfire salvia), 2971 nucleotides. RefSeq names its product SURP and G-patch domain-containing protein 1-like protein. The transcript has 8 exons. Gene Ontology annotation, molecular function: RNA binding. The record is from RefSeq and is a predicted model, not a curated record. Gene Ontology annotation, cellular component: nucleoplasm. Lineage: Eukaryota; Viridiplantae; Streptophyta; Magnoliopsida; Lamiales; Lamiaceae. The coding region runs from base 1413 to 2711 and encodes 432 amino acids. Gene Ontology annotation, biological process: RNA processing.
GCAUUCAAACGAAUUGGGUUUGCCCUCAUCCUAAACAUACAGAUUCCACCUAUUUCUAAUUAGGGUUCCGAUUAAUUUUCCACUCUCGAUCGCCUGCACUCCGCCUACCCUUUCUCUUCAUUGUUUAUUAGGUAUACUAAAUAGCAUGUGAUAUCCGAAUUCUGCUCCUGUUUCUGGAUUUUUAUGUUCUCAUUUUUGGGUUUUCUUUAUAUUGUUGAUCGCAAUUCACUAUUUUCGAAAUUGGUGGGGGAUGAAGGUGAAUUGUUAUACUUCCUUGUUAAAAGGAUUUUGGUUUAGCUCAACUAUUGGCGGAAUGAUGUUUUAGGAGCAAUUGUAUCGUCUUUGACUGCAUAAUGUUUGGAUUUUCUCUAGAUAGAAGUAUGUUUACAAUCAAUCCAAUAGAAACAGAUGAUUUUACAGAUCUUAUUCUCCUUGCUUUUAGGUUCACGACAGACCUUUUCAGUUUAUUUUUUUUUCUGCUGUUUGUUGUUAUAAGGGUAUUAGUUACUCUUUUGAUAAAACAAGAGAUUUUAUGAAGAAAAGGAUUAGUUGUGAAAAUAAAUCAAUAAUCUCCAUAAAAAAUGAACAAAAUUAAUUUGAUUAGAUGAAAACAGAAGAAAUCAUUAGAUAAAAUAAAAAUAUACAGAGUUCUCGAAAUUGAUAAAACAUUGAAAUAUACAGCUCCCAUGUAUGGUACCUGGAAGGGAGAUUACAAAAACCUUGAAUUUUCUAUGACUUAAUACCCCAACAAAAUCUAAACUUUGCCAUUUCCGCACUUAUAAGGAUCCUCUUGCUCCUUGACUUCUUUUUAGCUACAAUGACCAAUAGAGUUACUUCAAGAAGGGUUAUUUUGACAUUGUAGGGCAUGUUAUUCAUUUGUUGUAGCUAGUCUUCAUGUUGGAAACACACCUGUAUUAUUUCUUGUACACGUGCCACUCAUUACCGGGUUAGGCAAGUUUUUAUUCUAGCUUUGUAUGACUUUACAACCACUGAUUGUCUUUUCAGGUGUCUGAUCUAUUCAAAGUAAUACUCCUAUAUAGUUUUUGGAGUGCUGUAUUUUCUUCUUUUCUCAACUUGGUUCAGUGCCUGUAGGAUUAUCCACAUUGUGCGUCUUUUUUUAUUAUUAUGAAAACAGAUAUGUAUAUGUCACUAUUAUCAUUGACCACCGUACUCAAUAGAUAUUUUUUAUCAAUCAAUUUCUUAUUUUAAUCAUUUAAAGUCCUACUUCUUGCUGACCAUGAUAUGCAGCCUUUUGUGGUUUAUUAUGCUACUUAUUAUUUCCAAGAGUGCAACUAUUUAUUAGAAGCAUUAAAAUUGCUGUCUUUUGUUAACUCUAUUGCUAAAUCGAAUUUGAGCUUGCUUGUCAGUCAGUGGCUAACAGUAAGCAUUGAGCCAGACUUGGUGUUCAGGUAAUGGAUAAAGCAACCAAUCCUAGCUUAUUUGUUAAUGAUGGAUCUUUCAUGGAGAGGUUCAGACAGCUUCAACAGGAGAAGGAGAAGAAGUCUGAAAUAUUGGAUAAAUCAUCAGGCUCUAGUAAACUUGUGACAUCUAGUCCAAAGACUGUUAUUAGUAAUACAUCCAUAGAGUUUAAGGCUAAUGGCUCUCGGAAGCCAAACCAAAUUCCUUCAAGUGGAAAACUUGCAUUCAGCUUGAAGCAAAAAUCAAAACUCAUCACACCCCCUGUUAAGUUUGAGGAAGAUGAAGAUGAUAACGAUGCUGGAAAUUCCUCAGAUGAUGGGCCAAUGAAGCGGCAGAAGUUGAGCCAGCAUGAUAUUUCUGAACAGUCAUCUAAACAAAUUGAUGUUGCACCACCUCCCCCAAGUGAUCCUACAGUAAGGAAAGUUGCAGACAAGCUUGCAAGUUUUGUGGCCAAGAAUGGAAGGCAAUUUGAGCAUGUAACUAAGCAGAAAAAUCCCGGAGAUACUCCCUUCAAAUUUUUGUUCGAUGAAAGUUGUCCAGAUUACAAGUACUAUGAAUAUAGACUCAGUGAAGAGGAAAAGGCAUUGUCCCAAACCAGAGAUUCACAGACAUCAGAAAGUGGUAAUGCACCUCCCAAUCAAGUGGCCAGUAGGCCUAGUUCCCAAAGAUCACAACAUCAGCAUUCUAAGUAUCAAAUUCCACCUUCAGCAUUAUAUGAAACCACAGAUCACAAAGGAGCAUCCUAUGGAUCAUCACAAACAAUUGGAAGAUAUGGUGAAUCAAGUGCCCCAUCUGGCUCAGAUCCUAUAGCAAUGAUGGAGUACUACAUGAAAAAGGCUGCACAAGAAGAGAAGCUGAGGCCUCCUAAACACUCAAAGGAUGAGAUGCCCCCACCUGCAUCCUUACAAGCUUCAAAAAAAGGUCAUCACAUGGGUGAUUAUAUUCCUCCAGAAGAGCUCGACAAGUUUCUGGCAACAUGUAAUGAUGCAGCUGCCCAGAAAGUUGCCAAAGAGUAUGCAGAUAGGAUGAAAAUUCAGGCUGAUAAUGUAGGCCAUCGGCUCUUAUCUAAAAUGGGUUGGAAGGAAGGUGAGGGCCUGGGUAGCUCGAGAAGUGGGAUUGCAACUCCUGUUAUGGCAGGAGAUGUGAAAAAGGACAACUUGGGUGUUGGUGCACAUGCUCCUGGGGAAGUGGCCCCUGAUGAUGACAUUUAUGAGCAGUAUAAGAAGCGCAUGAUGCUUGGCUAUCGUCACAGACCGAAUCCUCUGAACAAUCCUAGGAAGGCAUAUUACUGAUGGCUUGAUCAAAAGCGUCUGCUCCAAUAAAUGAUCAUUCCUGUUCAAAAGUUUCUGCCCCAUUUUAUUGGAAAAAUUUAAUGACAAAUUCAUGCCAUGAUACCCCAAAUGCAUUACUCUGAUCUUUUGUAUAUUUACAGUUCUCCCUCCCUUGUUCAGGACUAUUUCCUUUGUUACCCAGUUAAUUUUGUUUCACUAGUGCUUUUCAAGUUCCAUUGUACUUUCUUUUACUGCUACAAAAAUAUGAGUUUAUUUUACUA